This is a messenger RNA of Blepharisma stoltei, 2434 nucleotides long. The record is from the annotation of a GenBank genome assembly. Lineage: Eukaryota; Ciliophora; Heterotrichea; Heterotrichida; Blepharismidae.
AUGAAUACAAGAAAAAGCAGAUUCCAGGACACUAGCUCUUUGACGAAUAAUUAUAGGAAAUCUUGUGAUAUAUGUAAAGCAGUACCAAACACAAAGUAAAUUUGACUAUAGGUGAGAAGAAAAAGAAACAUAUUGGGAUCUCAAGAAGAUAUACAUUAAAAUGGCCUAGUGAGCCAGCCUACCUUAGCACCUAACCUUUUGGAAGAGAGAUGGUGUUCGGGGAUGUGCAUUCUGCCAGAGCUUACUGGUUUGUUAGGGCCGACCGCAGCCUUAUUCCAGUCAAGGUUUUACCUUGGAGGAAGAUGAUGUUGGAGUAUGAAAGGAGUGUCCCAGCAACACCAAAGAGGUUCCUCCUGGCUAAUGGGAACUUUUCCCAGCGCGAUAUCAGGCGUUACAUCCUGGACUACGAAUUUUCUCGAAGCCAAACCUCGUUGGCGUACGGACGGUGACCCAGCACUUCUGACUCACAGGUAGCGAGUGCAAGCCCUCAUCUGUGAGAAAUAACACAACAAGGCCGUGCUUGGACUGGCAAGCAAGCGGUGCAGCCGUGAAUGUGGUUCGGAAGGUCCUCUUGGGAGCUUUUAUAAUCUUAAUUAAUUUAAGUUUAAGAGAUCUCAAGAAGAAAAACUUGCAAGAUAAAGUGGCAAAGCUGAGGGAAGACCCAAAUAUAUGUGACUGAAGAUCGCUUUCUCCCGGAAAAUCAAAAAUAGAGGUAAGAGAAAAACAGGUUGAUCUUCAAAAAUUAAAAUAUAAAAUACAAGAAGCAAGAAAUGCGUUAGGGAAUAAAUUCAAUAGAGCGACCGCGACUCCUAAAGAUGAAAAUUUUGCUAAAUACACAAAAUCAGAUUUCGCAAAUAGUGACAGUUUCAAUGACAAUAAUGAGCUCAUCAAGCAUAUUCGGCGCCUUGAGGAUCAAAUUUACCAGCUUGAAGAAGUAAACAAAACAAUAAGAAAAUCACUAGAUUUCGCUAAUGAAGAGCUUUCUAGGCUUCGUCAAGGAAAUUUUUCAAAAGAAGACUCAGAAAAACUGAAAAUAAUUGAAGCCCAGUGAUAUGAAGAUUCUGCAAAAAAAGAAGCUGCAGAAAAAGAAGUGCUGCAGCUAAGAAAAGAAAUAGAAACCAUGAAAGAUUUAAAUGGAUAUCUUGAAGAAAAAUUAAAAGAAAAAAAAGAAUCUGAUGAAAGUGUGCUUGUAACCUUAAAAAAUCUAUCAAAUGUGAUUUUAUCGAAAAAGAAAUGGAAUGGGAUUGAUAGUGAUACAAGGGAAAAACUUGAUAUUUUCUUCGGAGAAAAUAUGAGCACACUAGUCGACUCUUAUGAAGAAAAAGUUAAUUUUCUGGAGAUGGAGAGAGAAAAGUUUAAAAAUGAGGUAAAAGAAACGAAAGAUUCACUUAUAGGAAUUCUUGAACAGCUAAUUGAUACAGAUAAAGGUGACCUCAGAAUCUUAAGCCAAUUGCAAAGAAAUGAUACUAGAGAUGCUUUAAUUAUGCUUGAGUCUUCAAAAGAUUCAAUAGAGGAGAGGAUAAAUAACUCACGUAAUUGGAUAAGAGAACUUCAAAAAGAAGAAAUUGAGCUUGAGUAUGAAUCUGAAUCGCCAAUACCUAACUCCCUCUCUGUUAGUGGAGAAAAAAAAACUUUGCUCGCAAUGGAAUUAGUUUUCUUUUUUAUUGCUAAUUAAAUUUAAAUGGGGUUAAUUAUGCUUUGGAAAAAAAAAUAAAUUUUAUAAAAUUUUCAUUCAAAGUGCUAGCUUUUUGAAUAGCAUUCCACUCACACUUUCCCUUUUAAAAUAAAAUAAGUUAUAUAUAAAUUGUGACUUUUGAGUAUUAAAUUGGGUAUCAAAGCUAUUUAUAUUUAAAUUGUUAUUUUUCCUAUAAAAAUUAAGUUUUAUUCCAUUUAAAAAAAGUUUUAUUAUCCUGCCUAUAAAUGGAAACUUUAUCAUAUUUCGUUCUUAUUGGGAAGCUGGAAUUUUCAAUUUCCGAAUAUUUAAAAAUAAAAAUUUUAUUUAAUUUAGAGAAUUAUGUUUUAGAAGCAAGCUGUCUAAUUUUAUAGAAUUUGCUAAUAUUUCAUCCUUAAUGUAUAUUACAAUAUUUCUAAACUUGUUUUUUUGCUUGCUCGCAGUUUCCUAAAAAGGAAAGCACUUUUAAAUAAUUUUGCAAUCUCAUAGAGUGUGGGGUGUAAGAGAAAUAUUUCACCUGUAAAACCGCGGGAAGAUUUUAAUUCUUAUGAAGAAAAUUUCAAAAAUAUUAAUAUAAAUCAGCUUGAAACAGAAAUUCAGCAGUUGAAGCUUGAAAAUGAGGAAAUGCAGCAAGUUAUUAAAAAUAUAAAGCCGACUUGUGAGCAGUCUGAUUUUAUAGCAUUUGUUGAAUGCCAAGCAAGUGCUAUUGAAGAGCUUUUGAAAGAUCCUGAAGCUUUGGAAGAAUGGGAAAUUGAAUUUUAA